Molecule: messenger RNA, 1755 nt
Organism: Tetrahymena thermophila SB210
Lineage: Eukaryota; Ciliophora; Oligohymenophorea; Hymenostomatida; Tetrahymenidae
Product: Ibr domain protein
Exons: 6
Biological process (GO): protein polyubiquitination; positive regulation of proteasomal ubiquitin-dependent protein catabolic process; ubiquitin-dependent protein catabolic process
Cellular component (GO): ubiquitin ligase complex; cytoplasm
Molecular function (GO): zinc ion binding; ubiquitin conjugating enzyme binding; ubiquitin protein ligase activity
Source: RefSeq, a predicted model, not a curated record
AUGAGCUACAAAGUUAACAAUAACAAUAAUGAUGGCAAUAACAAUAGCGAGAUCGUCAUAGAUAUACCAGAUGAGCGCAAUGCUCUGAAUGUGAAAACUCAGGCUACUAAAAACUCUAAUCCUAAAAAUCAGUUUAAUAAUUUUACAGACUUAGAGACAAAAAUGAAGAUCUUUGAGUAGUAGAUAAUUGCAGAAGGUAUCAAGAAAUAAAAUUCGCAAAAAUAAGAUUUUUCAGCAAACCCAAGUCCUAUGAACAAGCAAUAUACACUCACAAGACAACAUUCAGAAUAAUACAGACCAUCACCAAAUAAUAGUGAUUAUCUUAAGGAUAGGGAAAGAUAAAUAUCUUUACAAAAAGCAGCACCAUAUAUGAAUUAGUUCAAAAAUCGUACAGAAAAAGCAGUUCAAGAGAUUAAUGUAAAAGACUAAAAUAUAAGCUAUUAAAGAUUUGAUCCCUCAUUAGACAAUAAAGAGAAGAAAGUACUAUUUUUGAAAAUAAAGAUUCUUGAAAUGUAGUUAAAUCUUCAAAGAGCUGAAGAUUAUAUUGACAAAUAGCUUCCUAUAAACACUUCAUCAAGAGAGUAAUUAAUGGAAAACCUACUAGACUAUCUCCUUAGUGAAGAUUAAAAGGAGAAAAAUAUGAGAAGAAGUAUCAAGUCUCCAAAGAAAAAAUAAACACAAAAACCAAAUCCAUUAAUAUUUCAAGGACUCGCAAACAUAAACAUGGCUAUCAGUUAGGAGCUAGUCGAUUGCACCCCUAAAACAGGGUUGAUAAAGUAGAAUCAAAUAGUCAAUUGUAAUAUAUGCUGCUAAGAUAAACUAGGCACUCAAACAAUAUAACUAUCUUCUUUUUGCACUCAUUCUUUUUGUAUUUCUUGCUUAGAAAAAUAUAUCUCUUUUAGAAUUUAAGAUGGGAAAUGCACACAUAUUUACUGUCCUCAAGCCAAUUGCAAGAGUGUUCUCAAUGAUAAAGAAAUUUAAAAAAUAAUAUCGAAAAGUUCUUUUCAGUAAUAUUUAAAAAUAAAGAAGCUCUCCCUCAUAAAUAACGACAAACAAAUUAGAUAUUGCUAGAAAGGAAAUUGUGAUAGUUAUGUAAAAUUUAGUCCAGGAACUUAGAUAGAAGCUUGCUAAUAUUGCAAUUCAAAAGUAUGCUAUGAUUGCUACAUGCCAGCUCAUAAAGGAAUGACAUGCGAGCAGAAUAUGGAAAAAAAACUACAGGCUUUGAUACACGCAAUAAGGAAAGGAGAUUGUCCUUCCUGUAAAAAUAGUAUAAUGAAAAUAUAAGUUGAAAAUGCAGUCAGAUGUCCAACUUGUAAUUUCGACUUUUGUUGGCUUUGCAAUAAGAAAUAUAGCAAAUAUCAUUAUCGAUUUUGGAAUUUUUGUUGCGGUUGUCCUAAUAUGCUAGAAGCAAUUGAGUAGCCUACGUUCAUGAAUAAAUUUAAGUAUUUCCGUAAAGGUCUGUUUAGAUUUUUUGUGAUUUUGCUUAUGAGCUUAGUUAUGCUAUGUGGUUAUGCUGUAAGUCUGAUUAUUUUGCCUAUAUUUGUACCAGGCGGAGUAUUCUUAUAUUAUAAUUACAAGACUUUCGAAAAGCGUUCAAUGUUUGAAUAAUUUUUAAUAGGUGUAAUUUUGCUAGCAAUUGGAAUAGUAGGUUACUUUAUUUGGCUUAUUUUAUGUAUAUUCCCAGGCACUCUAAUGGCUUUAAGAAAGUUUUAUUAGAUAUCUGAGGCAUAUCUUGAAUCAAUAGGUUAUAAAUGA